This is a messenger RNA of Hyaloscypha bicolor E, 1158 nucleotides long. Its product is annotated as Mob1/phocein. Lineage: Eukaryota; Fungi; Ascomycota; Leotiomycetes; Helotiales; Hyaloscyphaceae. Gene Ontology annotation, biological process: cell division; signal transduction; positive regulation of protein phosphorylation. The coding region runs from base 169 to 825 and encodes 218 amino acids. Gene Ontology annotation, molecular function: protein kinase activator activity. Gene Ontology annotation, cellular component: nucleus; cytoplasm. The record is from RefSeq and is a predicted model, not a curated record. The transcript is spliced from 6 exons.
GCAUCGCCACGACUUCAACUCUUGCUUGAUCUUCGACCCGUCCACACCCAAACUCUGAACGAAGCCAACUCUUUCCCUGUGUUGAAGGCAAUCGAAGUCUUGCAAGCCCAAUUGGGGUCCUAGUCAAAAGCCUAAACAAAUUGCUUGUUUUCUAUUUCCAAAGCCACGAUGACUUCCUUCAUCACAACUGUUAACCAGCGGACGAAGAAUCAGUUCAGACCGCGAAACGCCACGAAGGGCACCACGAGCUACCAACUGCGACAAUAUGCCGAGGCUACACUGGGCGGGGGUAGUCUGCGAAAGAUUGUAAAGCUUCCAGAGGGCGAAGACGAGAAUGAAUGGCUGGCGGUCAAUAUGGUGGACUUCUACAAUCAUAUCAACCUUCUUUACGGAUCGAUCACCGAAUUCUGCUCCCCACAAUCAUGUCCCGAGAUGAAGGCCACAGACGAAUUCGAGUACCUUUGGCAGGAUUCAGAAAACUACAAAAGACCUACCAAAAUGCCCGCACCGACAUACAUCGAACAUUUGAUGGGAUGGGUCCAAAACAAUAUUGACAAUGAGGCUGUGUUCCCCAGCAGAAUUGGUGUUCCCUUCCCCAAGUCGUUUCCCAGCAUGAUUCGACAAGUGUUCAAGCGCAUGUAUCGUGUAUACGCCCAUAUUUAUUGCCAUCACUACCCGGUCAUUCGAGAACUUGGCCUCGAGGCUCACCUUAAUACCAGCUUUAAGCACUACGUUCUGUUCAUCGAUGAGCACAACCUUGCUAGUGGAAAGGACUUCUGGGGACCAUUGGGAGACCUUGUCGACAGUAUGCUCAGAAGUGACUGAUUAUUGAAUUGAUGAAGGGACGAGGCAGAUAUGAGCAUGAUCACAGCGUUGGCGUCACAAUCGGAUGCUUUUGGGAAUGGGUCUUUCACGGGAUGUGCUGCUACAAGGCGGCCGGAGAAUGGUUAUGACGUUAAAGUGCACCUAUAUUGAAGCCAAGCUUCAGCAGCUGAACAUGAAUUCUUUAAGAAAUUCCUUUCUGUCCCAGCGUUUCCUAGUGAAGCAUUACAGUAACAUCUGCAAGGCGAAGUGUGGACAGGUCAUGGUGAUUUCUCAGAUUGGAAGCCAUAAUACUUUGCGAAAACAUGACUACAUGGGCCAAUGAAGGAGGGCGAG